GGAUAGCUACCCUCUGCCUAGGAUCAGUGAUACUCUGGAAGCAAUGGAAGGAGCACAAUAGUUCUCAACUUUGGACUUGAAAAGUAGUUAUUGGCAAGUCGAGAUACAUCCUGAAGACAAAGAAAAGAUUGUAGCAGUUCAUAGCGUUGCCUUUUGGACUUUGCAAUUCUCCAGCGACUUUUGAACACCUAAUGGAAUGCGUCCUGUAAGUACUCACAUGGAAAUCUAGCCUAGUCUAUUUGGAUGACGUCAUUGUAUACGGGAAAACAUUUGACGAACACUACAAAUCUGAGCGCAGUUAACCCAGAGAAGUGUUCACUCUUCAAAACCAAAGUGAAAUAUCUGGGACAUAUCAUCUCAUCCCAUGGAGUAAAAACGGAUCAUGAUAAGGUUGAAACCGUGAAGAAUUGGCCAACACCACAGGACAAACACCAACUCCGAAGCUUUCUGGGUCUAGCCACCCACUAUAGGCGCUUUGUGAAGGACUUUGCUUGAAUCGCCAAGAGUCUACAUCAGUUAACGGAAAAGGAAAAGCAGUUUAAAUGGUCAGGUGAGUGCGAGCGCAGCUUUCAAGAGCUCAAGCAACGCUUGUGUAAUGCACCAGUGCUGACCUACCCAACUCUACAAAAACCGCUCAUAAUUGAUUCUGAUGCCAGCAAAUGUCGGGAUAGGUGCUGUACUAUCGCAUGUGCAUAAUGGCGAAGAGAAGGUGAUUUUCUAUUACAGCAAGGUUCUCUCGAAGUCGGAAAUGAACUAUUGUCUGACCAGAAGAGAACUUCUUGCACUUAUUUUGGCAACAAAGCAUUCCCAUAAGUAUCUCUAUGGACAGAAGUUUCUUCUCCGAACUGACCCUGGAGCACUUAACUGGCUUUUAAAUUUCAAGAAUCCAGAGAGUGAAGUGGCAAGGUGGAUUGAGAGGCUGCAGAAGUACGAUUACGAAAUUCAACAUCGGAAGCGGAAGCUUCACUCAAAAGCAGAUGCACUGUAUCGGAGACCAUGCAAGCAAGACUGUAAGCAUUACAGACGACAAGAAGAAAAAGAAGUUGUUACUGCCCAACGAACCAGAGCCAAUCCCAUUUAUGGCUGAAGCAACGACGAGUUGAGGAGGGCUCAACAAGAAGACUAAGAUAUCGAACCCAUCCUCGCUUGGAAGGAACACCAGGAAAAACCAGAAUGGGCUGAUAUCUCCGAUAGAAGUCCGACUUUGAAAGCCUAUUGGGCACAGUAGGACUCAGCAGAUGAAAAGUCUUAUGUAAUGCAGUUAGUCUUACCGAGAUCGAAGUUUAUAGACGUUCUGCGAGAGAUGCAUGGUGGAUUUUCGGGAGGCCAUCUAGAAGUGAACAAGACGCUAGAAAAGGUUCUACAACGAUUUUACUGGCUACAUGCAAGGGAAGACGUCGAGAAGCCGAAAAUGCGAUACCUGUGCUGCCACCAAAGCCCCGAACAAAAAGAACCACAGCCAAAUGCAGCAGUAUAAUUUCGGAGCACCCUUAAAAAGGAUUGAAAUAGACGUGGCGGGUCCAUUUAGGGAAACAAAUAAAUAAUUGAAAUCGUUAUAUUCUGGUCGUCAUGGAUUACUUCAGCAAGUGGCCUGAAGUAUUCGCCAUUCCAAACCAAGAAGCUAAAACAGUCGCAGACCAAAUUGUCUUCAACUGGAAAGUUUGUGGCCCUCUUGACAUCAAGAAGACAAGAACAACACCACUUCACCCACAAACUGAUGACAUGGUCGAACGAUUAAACCGAACUCUGAAGGAACAUCUUUGCAAAGUUGUGAAAGAAAACCAGCGAGAUUGGGAUCGACCCAUUCCAUUGUUUUUGAUGUCGUAUCGAAGUACAAGACAUAGCUCAACUGGCCAUGCACCGUCUGAGAUUUUGAUGGGAAGGAACAUCAGACUGCAGAGCGAAAUAAAAUUUGGAUGUCCCACGUCGGAGCCACAGGUCGAAAAUGACUACAUUGAUGACCUCAGAGAAAAACUCCAGAUUCACGACAAUACCAGGUUGAAUAUAAAGAUGUUCAGUGACCAAUUGAAGUCACGCUACGAAAUACGAGCGGCAACAACAGAGUUCCAAGCAGAAGAUCGGGUGUGGCUUUAGUACCCCCUUCGACGAAAAGGGUUGUCACCGAAACUAAAACGG
Molecule: messenger RNA, 2136 nt
Organism: Eupeodes corollae
Lineage: Eukaryota; Metazoa; Arthropoda; Insecta; Diptera; Syrphidae
Exons: 2
Coding region: 1570-2094 (174 amino acids)
Biological process (GO): DNA integration
Molecular function (GO): nucleic acid binding
Source: RefSeq, a predicted model, not a curated record